AUGACAGCCGUUCAUGAAAACGGCGUGCCCCACCUGCACAUUACUCCCCCUGAGCAUCGUGUGCCUGCAGCCCUGCACAUGGACGAAGGGCCAGCUAGUGCACACCCCUCCAAAAUGUACCAGCGCCCAGGAUCUGCCCCACCAGGACCUGGGAUCGAUUCCAUGGGCAAUCCUUCCAAUGUAGUUGUGUCUCGCCGCGCUCGAGCAUCAGCUCACGUUGAGCAGCGUCCCGCGCGGCUCUCUCGGGAGCUUGACGAGCGUCGCUCCUGGACCCUUCCACCAGAGCAAGAUGAGGAGGAGCAAGACUUGACCCGUGUCAACACAAGCAUCACACCGCAAUGCCAGCACAUUAUCAAUGAGUUGCUCAAGACAGAACGCGACUAUGUGCGCGACCUUCAGUCCAUUGUUCAAAUCUAUUGCCGGCAGUUUGAGAUAUCACUGCCCAGCAGUGAAUGCGAGACAAUAUUUGGCAACAUACGCAGCAUCCUUCACCUUCAUGCGGGCUUUCUUCGCCAGCUCGAAUCUUGUGUUCGCCAAUCCCCUGUGCUCAUCGGCCGACUUCUGGCGCACAACGGCAACAAGUUUAUGAUUUACGAAAAGUACUAUGUCAACCAUCCUCAAGCUGUAGCCAUGCUUCAGACAAAGUCGACUCAGGAUGGGUUCAAUGCCAUGCGCCUCGGGUGCCAAAUGCUUGCCGGCCAUCAGCUACCGUUGGCAGACUACCUGCUAAAGCCCGUGCAGCGUCUGCUCAAAUACCCACUGUUGCUCAGCGAGCUUCUCAAGGCUACACCCACAUCCGCGCCGCACUAUGCUGACAUUGAGCAAGCUGGCAGCAUCUUCAAAGAGGUGGCCACCCGCAUCAACGAGAUCAAGGCUCGCAAUGAAACGGCCGAAUACGUACGGGAGCUUGAUGCCUGCGUUGCGGGCUGGGAUGGUCUGCCCCUGACACACUUGGGUGCGCUCAGUGAGGUCGCCACCAUGCGCAUUACCGAGGACAACCACAGCAAGCGGGCCGAGCGCUAUGUCAUGCUCUUUGAAGCUGCCGUGGUUGUUUGCAAAUGGAAAUCGUCCGAUGCCGUCCAGAUCAAGCGCAUGUGCUUUAUGGAUAAGUUCUGCCUCAACACGUCACUCAACGACGGCAAUGCUUUUCGCAUGGAUAUGACCCCGGGCAGUAAGCUCAGCGGUCUCACCUUUCACUGCGAAUCCGAACGCGAAAAGCAAUACUGGGUGCAUCGCAUCAAAAAGCUCCUGACCCAGUUUUACGCCAGCAAACGGCACUCAGACGACAUGAUCGACGCCUGGCAACAAUCGCGCACGGUUGGCAAAGCUACCAACGCGCCGCGAUGGCGCGAUGCCAAGGGCGGUGUCGUUGCUCCGACCAGCAAAGCCAAGCGGAGUAAGGGCAUUGCCCGGCUGACGGCCGUCCCCCAUCGUCGUGGCUCUGGCAUCGAUGCAAUGUUCGCGUUGCCAGUCACUGCCGCAGGCAAUGAGGAUACGCGCGCUGCCAUGCAUAUUGUUGACACAACACGUCGCAACUCUCGACCCAUCGAGGGCUGCGUAGAUGAUGAGGAAGAUCACACCGAGCCCAUCACCCCAACCUCGCCCAGCUUCAUCAAGGCUGGCAAGUGGAUGGUCCGCUUGACCUUCCCGGGCGGUACUCAUACCAAGGUGCUGGCCUCGCCCGGACAAACGCUUCACGCCGUGUUCGCCAAAGCCCUUCUCAAACGUGGCAUCAACGUUGGAUCCCACGUCCUCCGUCGAGAUGACGACCCCGGAAAGCCCCUGGACUGGUCAGACAUGAGCAAUGACUUGGCCAACUGCGCAGGCGUCACCGUGCGCCCAGCCCGCUCUCUAUUCGAGGGGUCGACACUAUCCUCCUCCACAGAGACGGGUGAGCCUGAUGUUGAGGUGGCCGAGUAUGAUCAGGGGCGCCUCGAGCGCCGCUCCACGCGCACCGACAGCUAUGCCUCUUCAGUCAGUGGCCGUGGCUUGAACGAUGACGAUGGUUAUGAUCGCUUGCACGACGUCGCGGACCCUGUUGAUGAUGCCCUUGAAAGUUCACUGGACUUGACACAGCGGCUCCCCGUUGCCACUGACUUGCCAUCAGCCUCGCUUUCCCACACCGGUAACCAAGAGUCCGUCGGCGCAGCCAACGUGCCCACGGCAUGGGGCUCGGCAGCGCCUUCGGCCGUGGCCAGCAUUGAGGAAACUGCCUCUGGUCACUUCACGAAAGCCGCCGUCGCACCCACUUGGCGCCUCACUCUGCAGGGCGGAGAGCAGCUGCCGGGAGAGACCAGCACUGAUGAGGUGCCGCGCGUACCUCUCUGGGCGACGCGCUCCAGUACAGAGACUCUCCCGCUUCCCAGCAAAACGUCUUCGCGGUCUUCUAUUCCUGUCGAUAUUUCGAUGUUGGGCAAAACUUUGCCCAAGCCUCGUCGUCGACGCACCAACCCAAAUUACGACGGGGAACUGGCUGUGCACGAACAGCAAGCAAAAGAAGGCCGCCCAGUGACGUCUUGCCCUGCGCCCCGUUCCGACCAAACACCCGCCUCGAUCACCGGCGGCAACGCCGGCGUUGGGCAGAUGGUCAAUGGUUCGGCGGUCGGCAGUCCCGAGAUCGAGGCCGGCACGCAUCCAACUGAGCGGAAUUCUGCACCUUCUGCGCGAGCACCGCUGAAGCAACUGAGCGUCGAGGAGUUGGUCGCCUGUCUGACCGUCACCACCAGCAACGGUCGUGCCAGCACCGAUCCCUAUGACAACCUCAACGAUGUGGGGAUCAACGAUGAGCCGGAAGACACCAAUGAGUCCCUGUACCAAAACAUCAAGUCUUUGCAGGGGUCAAAGGCGUCACUCGAUCUGGACGGACUUUACAGUGGCCGCUCCAGCAAACUGGAACCACAAACCUCCCUUGAAUUAGAUGGUCUCUACAGUGGGCGCUCCAGCAAGCAAGAGUCCUCUGUCUUGGCUCUGGCGGCAAGUGGCCAGCCUCCCCAUAGAACGCGGCAGUCCUCCGAGUCUCCAUUGCCUAUUUGCGUAUCCGGGCGCACGCCCAGCCCGGCGUCGGGAAGCAAACCGCUCUUGCCUCCCAAACCCGCCCACCUCAAGCUCGCGUCGCAGUUUGAUCGCGAACGAGCCGCACCUCGGCCGGCGGCGUCACAAUCCAAUCCGUCGCCUGUGGUUUUGGAGCAUCCGUCUGAGGCCGUCUCUUUGCCCCGUAGCAACAACAUCACCCCGACUGCUGCGGCCGUGCCAGCCCCGGUGUUCCCUGUUUCCCUCGGCACAGCAAAGGACGAGGCCCAGAGUAAUGCUGGGGCUAUGCAGGCAUGCAAAAGUGAUGCUCGCUCGCUGAGCAGCUCUCCCGCCGAGGGGGUCAUCAACCGCGUGCUGCAGCUUCUCAACGGAGAUGUGCGGAUGAAUACACCCACGCGCCUGAAUCGCGGUGGGCGUGGCCUACCGAGCGCCUUUGACGAUGAGGGUGACGAUGGCAAUGAUGGCGAUGAUGACGAUGACGACGACGACGACGACGACGACGACGAUGACGUUGAUAAUGAUGGCGUCGAAGGCGAACAUGAAGCAUCUGAUGAAGCAACGGGGGGCUACCACUCACCCAGCAUUGCAGAGUCAAAGGCUCAGGCCCAAGAGGGCGAUCAUACCUUCAGGGGUACUCUGGAGGAAAUGCCGGCUUUGACUUUGGAGGCGCCACGCUUUCGAACUCGGGAGGCGUUUUUAGCCGCUCGGUCACGCUUCAUGGGUACUGCGGAAACGUCGACCCAUGCACGGUUGGGGCGGCAAUCCAUUUCAUCAGAACCCCAGGCGCGUGCUUUGGCGUUUAAGGAGGGACAAAGCCAGGAUCGCCGUGGCUCUCACGAUCUCCCACCGCCGCCUCGGCUCGAGCGCCGCCUGAGUGCGCGCUUUGAGACAACGUUGCCCGCAUCAGAACGACUGCCAACAGGCAACGCGGUGCGUGGCAGCGCCCGUGCAUCGACUUUAAGCUUUCGCGCAGGCACGGCGGCUGAUUUUGCAGGAGGAGAGACAACCGCCGCAACGCUAGGCUUGGCUCUGAGUUCACAUACUACGGCCUCAGCUCGAAGUUCCGUGUCCAUUGUCGACGUGGAUAAUGAGGCUCAGGUAGCUGCUGCGUCUUCGGGCGUGCCAUGGAUUUCCGCGCAUACUGCGACGCAAGCUCCAAAUCUACACGAGGAGCAACGCCUCGUGUCCGUCAGCGACGCUGUGCGUCGCUUCAACUCUGCGUCGCCCACGCUAUCACGCGGGCGACGCCAGACGGACUCGCAGCCGCGUUCUCGAAUCCCGGCUUUGGCGGUUUCGCGUCUCAAUCGCAAGGGCUCGCGCUCCCAGGUCUGGCAGCCUUCUCGAAAAGCAUCCCAGGAGAAUCUUACCAGCACCAACGUCCGAGACCUGACACGGCAGUUUUCGAAUCUCAAUCGCAGUCCAGGGAUUCGUCGAAACGGUGGUUCCGGGAAGCGCCGCGCCAACUCUCCAGGCGCUUUACGCAUGGCGACAACGCUUCAGGCCCCGAGCUCGCCCAUGGCGCGCUCGGUCGUCUCCUCACCCUCUUCUUCUCCGGUGCCCAGCAAAAAAGGCCUUUCCUCAGCCGAUCAUCGUCGCAUGGCUCUUGGACCGGAGGAGGAACACGUAGCACCUGUGGCCGCGCGUCCGCGAGAAUUAGUCAAGACAUCUCGCGUGCAAGACGCUGUAUGGGCCAUGAAUCAGACUCUGGCUGGACCUGAGCCUCGCAGCAGUCCAUCCACCUCGAUCUCGCCUCCAAUCCGACAGUCUACAGGCACCCCAAGUGAAGUCAUUCAAGUGGCCAAACCACGUACCUCUGUUUUCCAAGUGGUGCCCGCUGUGGCAGCAAACGCCCAAGGCGACGACAGCAAAGCUGUACUGGCUCGCUGGCGGUUCUCAGUCGAUACAAGUCGCCGUACUGAGGUUUAG
Molecule: messenger RNA, 4956 nt
Organism: Monosiga brevicollis MX1
Lineage: Eukaryota; Choanoflagellata; Craspedida; Salpingoecidae
Exons: 10
Coding region: 1-4956 (1651 amino acids)
Biological process (GO): intracellular signal transduction
Cellular component (GO): cytoplasm
Molecular function (GO): guanyl-nucleotide exchange factor activity
Source: RefSeq, a predicted model, not a curated record